Molecule: messenger RNA, 3750 nt
Organism: Zootermopsis nevadensis
Lineage: Eukaryota; Metazoa; Arthropoda; Insecta; Blattodea; Termopsidae
Biological process (GO): nucleosome assembly
Cellular component (GO): CAF-1 complex; nucleus
Source: RefSeq, a predicted model, not a curated record
UAAUUGAUCACAAUCAAAGCUAUUGUAACAUGUGUAUUUAUUAGAAGAAAAUUAUCCAUGCUUCCAUACAUGUAUUUUAUGUAUCCAAAGCGAUACAAGUUUUGUUUGAAUCUAGUUUGAAUACUUUUUAUUGGAAUUUGUUUUCCGGUUUCGCAUGACGUUUCCCGCGCAUAUGUUGUGAUAUGUGAAUUACGGUGAUUCGUACUGAAAUCAAGAAAUUACAGAGGAAGUACUGAACAUAAUUAAACUGUUAUGCAGAGGUUUAAAAAGUUAAAAUGUACGUGAGAUUUUUCUAUAAUACAUUGAAUUAUUAAUACAUUAAUGAGAAAUUCGUAACAGUACGGGAGGCAUACUUCUUUCAGUGCUAAUCGAAGAGGUGUUAAGGAAUUCUAAUAUGAAAACGAAGAACUUUGUUUGUGAUGAUGAAAGUGCAGUUGCUAGUAAAGAUGAUGAAUUACAACCCAGGAAAAAAUUAAAACAAGCACGACUACCAUUUCAGACCCUAGGUUCAGGGGUGGAGUCUUCAUCACCACUUCUAAAGAACAGGAAUAAAAGAAAACUUAGUGACUCAACAGAUGAUACGAAGAUUAUCAAAAUCAUACGACCAAAUGAUUCAGGCCAACUUGGUGAAACAAAAGAAAAUGUUUGUUCACAUGUUCUUUCAGAUGACUUUAAGAAAUCAUCUGAUACUGCAAGCAAAACAUUAUCCAAUCCAUGUGCUGGAAAAGAAGUUAAGGGACAUAUUAAUGAUUCUGUCGAAACAUCAAAAAUAUCUAAAAUAGUUAUUGGUAUAGAUGAGAAUGAUAGUGUGGAUGUUAUUAAUGGAUCACAUUCAAAGAUUGAAAUUGAUAGGAAUGUGAAAAAUGACAGCACUGAGGAAGAAGAAUUUAAGAUUUCAUACAAAGAGUGUUCAGGUGGUGAUAUUAAUCCAGAUGUGAUUAUCCUUAGUGAUAGUGAGGAUAAUGUAGUAAAGAAAGAUUUGACUAGCAGCAGUUACAGGAUCAUGCCAACAAAGGCACAGAACAGUUUUUCUGAGAAUGACACUGCAGACAAUAAGCAGAAUGUUAGUUAUUCUUCUCCUACUACAGACAGUGAACAGAGUGAUGCUGAGAACAGUCCUACUGUAUUAAAAAGUUUCACAGAUGAAUCAGUAAAAUUUAAGAAAGAAAUAUCCCCUUCAAAGCCAUGUGCUACGAACAGUAAAUCAGACAUCCCUAAUCAGUUGUCACCAAAACCUGUAGAUAUUAAGUCUGUGAAAUGUGUGCCAUAUGAUAUAAGAACACCAAAAUUAUCAUCACCUCAGUGUUCUGUUUCUGAAACAAGUUCCAAGAGGAAUACCACAGAUGUUGGAAGAACAUCAAAUACUUCACUUCAGAAUUUACUUUGUGAUGAUAAUUCUGAGGAAUGUAAUUUCGACAGUGAAACAUCUCCUGUUUCUAGUAUAGGUUCUGCACAGAAAAUCAGGAAUUUGACUCCGAAACAAUUAUUAAAACAGCUUAGAUCUGCAAAAAAGAAGGAAGAGAAAGAGAGGCAGCGACAGGAACGAGAGCAAAAGAAGGCUGAAGAGAAGGAGGAACGUGAAAAAAAGAGGGCUGAAGAAAAAGAAGAGAAACUGAGGCAAAAAUUGGAGAAAGAAGAGCAAAAGAAGAAAGAAAAAGAGGAAAAAGAAGAACAGAGAAGGAAAGAAAAAGAAGAAAGAGAAGAGAUAAAGAAAAAAGAAAAAGAGGAGAAGGAAAGGAAAAAGCAAGUUGAAUUGGAGAUAAAGAAUGAAGAAAAGAGGGCCAAAGACGAGGAGAAACGAAAGAAAGAAGAUAAAAGGCAAGCAGAGAUAGCAGCAUUCACUAGUUUCUUUCUUCCCAAGAAAGCUGAGACAAAACCAGUUGAGGAGCCAAAAGCCAAAGCUGAAGAAAAUUUUAUGCCCUUUGAGGUUAAAGCUGACAUGAGACUAGCUCCCAGUACUCGAACAAAACUAACUGUGGAGCUCAAACAGUCAUUGGAUCAGUGUAUUGAAAGCCAGUCAGAAGAUCAGCUAUAUCUUGAUGAAAUUAGAAGUAAAAAGAUUGUCCCACAAACCAGGACCUCUACUUGGGCUGUCAGUGACUUCAAAGAUGAUGUUGUAAUUUUGGAUGAUUAUGAUAUAUCUAGUAGUGUGACAGACAGCGGUUUUGAAUUGUAUCCUACUGCCGAUAAACUGCCACAUCCAAAAUUGCUCCAGUUCUGGGAGAAUCGUCGUCCACCAUAUUGGGGCACGUGGCGCAAGAAAAGCCAGAGUAUCGGACCUAAGAAUCCAUUUAGCAGGGAUGAAAAGUUCUUUGAUUAUGAAGUAGAUUCAGAUGAUGAAUGGGAAGAAGAAGAGCCUGGUGAAUCUCUUCAUGGUUCUGAUGAUGAGAAGGAAUCUGAAGAUGAAUAUGAAGUUGACAAUGAAUUCUUUGUGCCUCAUGGUUACUUGAGUGAUGAGGAAAAUGAUGGUCAAAAGGAUGAAGAUCAUUCUCCCGAGUCAUUAAAGAUAAAACUAAAGGUCUUGGAAUUGGAAUUUGAAGAAGAAAUGAAGCAAAAGACUGAACGCCUCAAACCUCGUCUGUUUGGUUGUGUCUGGGUUGACUCCAAAACUUCUGAGUGUGCUGACAGCCAACUCUUGAAACUGCUGAGCCAAUACCGAGCAGUGUAUCGGGAUGGUCCGAUUGUCACGUCUGCUCCUGAUCUAGCCAGUGUAACAGGAAGUCCUGAAUCCAGUAAUCUGGUAUCAAGUCCAACAACUCCAUCACUAAAGAAGAAGAAGUUCCCUGAAGCAGCAAUUCCUGCGCUAAUCAAACUUAUUCAUGGGAAUAUCAAUAAACGUGAGUUUUUGGCAAAAGAGUUCUUGGCAUAUUGGAAUGGGGAGCAGCAAAGAUCAAUAGAAGGAUCAGUGGAAGGGACUGUAUCAGUGUCAUCUUUUGAUAUCUUUAAGAAGAGUGUCUCAAAUAAGAUUAAAGAACUAGCUACGUGGAUAGCGUGUCCUGAUACAGGUCCGAUGAGUGGUCGUAUGUGCUGGUAUGUUCUUCCAGAAACACGCUUAGCCCACGGACUUCCUGAUAUCAUUCUUCCAAACUCGUGGAAUUACACUUUUAAACCAAAAAGACGCGAAAGUGAUAUCCAGAUUCCCUCUACAUCUACAGCACUUAAUAGUGAAUCAAACUCGAAACACCUAAUUACAAAGUUUACGAAGAAAAUGUCGGAAGUGGAGCGUAAAAAGCAGUUCAAAACUGCUCUGUCAGUAGAGGACACGAUAGACAAGAGACAAGGCGAUGGUAGUUCUCAGCGUGGUCACAAGUUUCAGAAAAAGUUACAGUUUAAGUCAUCCACUAAAUCAGCCACAUUGUUCAACAGCGAUGAGCAGCAUAAAAGGAAGGUACCAGUUCAGUUGUCUAUCCCAAAGGAUCAGGAGUUGUCCAAAGUACGCGAGAAUUCACUUACAACAUUAAUAAAACCACAAAAUAAUAUUCCAAUCGAAGGGAACAAAUUUGUUCAGAGUUUUCUAAACGCUGUUCCGAAUACUGAAAACACUGGAGGGGAAGAGUGCAUUGUUUUAAGCGAUUAAAUUGUAAGGAACUAUAAUUAAAACCAGUUUUCUUAAAAUGUUUGUUGAUUGCUUUAUUAGAAUAACAUAAUGAACGCUUUAGUAUAUUUUCAUUCUGUCUUAUGUAUGGCAAUAAUUUUUGAAGUUGUCACCACGAGUAUGUGAAAGAAUUGAUUAAAUUGACUAAUUCUUUA